AGGUGGCCCGUAAUGGAACUUGUCCUUUGUUAUAUUGACAUCUAGCUACAUAACAAAUAUCAAAUAUGAUAAUGAUCCAGGCAUGGCUUUUGGACCACAAAGACACAUGUAGACAGACACAGAAAUAACACCUAAAACAUAACCAGUCCUUCUUGGCAAAGGUAAAAAAAAUAUGGCAUCUACUCAGCUGCUGCAUUAAUGAGAAAAUGAUAAAUGCUCUCCAUCCACUGAAUGAACUAUGCAGGAGAUAUACUUGUGUACAUAUAAUCUUACAUAGUUACACAUGAUGUAUUAGAAAUGGAACUUUAGACGUGACAUAUAAAGCUGAUCAUAAAACCACGGUAAUAAUAAAUUGCUUUUACAUGUAUCAUUUUCUCACAAUUAUUCAAUUCUAGAAAUAUCGACAUGGCUAAACAGUCAAGCUUUAGAAACAAGAUGAAGCCAAAAGAAUGGGACAUGGUGGGGAAAAGAACUCUCUUGACACUGGACUUGUCUCGUGAAGAUUAUAGCCAUAUAGAACCUCUGGCUCAACUACCCGAGGAAGUUUUUGAACUUAAGGAAUUGGAGGCUUUGGAUUUGACAAACAACACGAACAUUGAUCUCUCCGAUCAGCUGACCAAACUGACCAAUCUAAAACUGUUGUGUUUAGAUAAAUGCGGCCUUAAAACAGUUCCCGCUGCCGUGAUGAAACUUCCGCAGUUAGAAAUGCUGAUCCUCAGUAACAACAAGAACAUCACCCUGCCGGAUGAGAUGUCUGGUCUCACCAACCUCACGGUCCUGGACUUAAAACGCUGUAACCUGGACACAAUACUGCCUGUAGUGCUGAAACUGUCAAACCUACAAUGGCUGGAUCUAAGUGCGGGCGGGAAGUCAAUGUUGAAAAUCUCCCUACCAGAUGAGUUGUCUAAACUGAACAAGUUGAAAGUGUUGAGACUACGUUACUGUAAGCUGGACACCGUCCCCCCGGCAGUACUGAAACUCCCCCAGCUGGAGGAACUGGACCUCAGCGGGAACAGCGGGAUCCACCUGCCGGAUGGGCUGGCCGGGCUCACCAACCUCCGGGUACUGAAACUAGCGGGAACAGGCAUGGAGACAGUUCCUCCGGUAGUGUGGAGACUGACACAGUUAGAAUGGCUGGACCUGCGCCGUAACCAACUACAGACGUUACCCGUGGAAAUCGGACAGCUCACUAAUGUCAAACACUUAGAUCUGCCCGGGUGCGAGCUGCGCACACUCCCACCUGAAGUGUGGAGACUUACACAGUUAGAAUGGCUGGACCUGCGCCGUAACCAACUACAGACGUUACCCGUGGAAAUCGGACAGCUCACUAAUGUCAAACACUUGGAUCUGUCCCGGUGCAUGCUGCGCACACUCCCACCUGAAGUGUGGAGAUUGACACAGUUAGAAUGGCUGGACCUCAGCGAUAACGAACUACAGACGUUACCCGCGGAAAUCGGACAGCUCGCUAACGUCAAACACUUGAAUCUGUCCAACUGCAAGCUGCACACACUCCCACCUGGAGUGUGGAGGCUGACACAGUUAGAAAGGCUGGACCUGAGCAGUAACCAACUACAGACGUUACCCGCGGAAAUCGGACAGCUCACUAAUGUCAAACACUUGGAUCUGUCCAGGUGCAAGCUGCGCACACUCCCACCUGAAGUGGGGGGACUGACACAGUUAAAAGAGCUGAACCUGAGGCGUAACCACCUACAGACGUUACCCGCGGAAAUCGGGCAGCUCACUAAUGUCAAACACUUGGAUCUGUCCUGGUGCAUUAAGCUGCGCACACUCCCACCUGAAGUGGGGGGACUGACACAGUUAAAAGAGCUGGACCUGCGCUUUAACGACCUACAGACGUUACCCGCGGAAAUCGGACAGCUCAGUAGCUUACGUCACCUUCACGUCAUUAGCAACCCACUUAUAAAACCACCAGUUGAGGUUUGCCGUCAGGGGAUCGCUGCUGUCAGACAGUACUUUGAGGAACUUGAACGCUCAGAAGAAAAGAUUAGGACUCAUUUGAAAGUUGUUGUCUUGGGAGAGAAAAUGGCGGGAAAAACAAGCCUGGUACAGACGCUAGACAAGGGCGAGUCCACCCUGACAAAUGUAGAGGACCGCACACACUGUGUAGAGAUAACUCAGUGGGCACCUGAUGACAACAUCACAUUUGAAGUGUACGACUUUGGCGGCCAUGACGUGUACCAUCUCACUCAUCAGUUCUUCCUGACUCCAGAUGCCUUUUACCUGUUAUUAGUGAACCUUCACACAUACAGCUGCAGUGAAGAGAGGUACACAGAAGCCGUGGGGUUCUGGUUGGACACACUGAACGCCCGCGUGCCGGGGGCGGUGGUUACAAUAGUAGGGAGUAAGAUGGACAAGUGUAGAGAGGCAGAAAUAAAUGAUAAAGUGAAGGACCUCCAAAGAAAAUCUAAAGAUCAGAUUGAAACAUGGAAAAGUAAUACAGAGCGCCAAAUAAAGAAACUCAAGACAAGAGAGCCCCAAAGCGAGGAGGAACAAAGGGAAAUAGAGCGGCAGUUAGAACGCACACAACGCCUCCUGGAUCACCCAUUGCGACUGAUCGGAAUGUACUGCAUCAGUUCGGCAGAACCAGCAUCUGGGUUGGACACGCUAAAGAAUCACAUACUGGAAUCGGCCAAUGAUACCAAGCUGUUUCCUACGCUUAGAAAGAUCCUCCCGCGGACAUGGGUGGAGUUUGAACAGAAAGUUUACGGGCUACUUGACAAGGGAACAGAGGAACUGGAAAUCACUAGAGGUGAGGGCGAUAAAUCGUCAACUGAGAACAACGACUCAACAACUGACAAGAAACAAGUGACAAGAAACCAGAAGUGGAUAACGCAAAGCGACUGUUUGGAGCUCACAGAUCUCCCGGCGGACAGACUGGAGCAAGUCCUGUCUUACCUGCAGCAGGUGGGAACCAUCCUCAGGUACACGGACAUACCGGAACUCAAGGACUACGUCUUCCAUGAUCCUCCUGCCUUGAUUGAAAUCUUCAAGGAUCUGUUCCAUCACAACAUCGAGGAACUUUUCAAAACGCCCAGAGUAAAGAAUGCUGAUUAUAAUCGCACACAGCUCAAGGGUUUUCAGCAGGAUCUGCGUGACUGUGGACUGAUCCAGAAGAAGGUGAUGACAUACAUGCUACCACCCAACAUCGAUCAUGACAUUGUUACAGCUCUGAUGAAGCAUUUUGGCCUCUGCUUUGAGUUGAAAGCCAAAGACAAAACAGACGUGUGUCAGUACCGAAUACCUUGGUACCUGCAGAAACAAAUGCCAGAGGAGAUUAAGAGUGUCUGGCCAGAAGACGUACCAGAAGAUCAGGAGCAGCUGCAGCUGAUGUGCAACAUCACAGGAUUCUGUCCCCGGGGACUGUUUCAGAGGUUCAGUGUUGGGAUCCAUCCACUUGUCAAGGACAGGGUAGACUGGAAAGAUGGAGUCAUGGCCUACCGACAGGACUACCCCGUACUCGUGUGUUCCAAACCUGUUGAAGACGACACUUACAUCACCAUGGCAACCAGAGGCGGGCUUGCCCAGGCAGGUGAGAUGUGGGGCGUGGUCCACCCACUGCUGGAGGUGCUGGUCCAGCUGCUGCAGGAGUGGCCAGGUGUGCUGUACUCCCUCCACGUCACCUGUGCGCACUGCAUCAAGGCAGGACAGGAGGAGCCAUGGCAGUUUGACCUGAGGGACCGGACAGCAGAGGACAGCCGUGACGUCAGGUGUCCCGAGGUGAAGAAGACAGCAUCAACGUCAGCAGAACUUGUGUACAGACCAGCCAGACUAUCACCCCCGACUCAAGUGAAACCGUCUCAACAAGAAAAUGACUCCUACAAGAUGACCUCCGACCCACGUGGCGUCGCGCUGAUCAUCAGCAACACCGACUUUACGGACUCGACAAGAAACAGGCCGGGAGGAGCGAAGGACCUGGACAACCUCAGGAAGAUUUGUGGGAAACUCAAGCUGCAACAGGAGAUCAAACAGAACCUUACAGCACAGGAAAUUGCAGCUGUAACAAAGGACGUCUCCAAGAGAGAUCACAGCAGCUACGACUGCUUCGUGCUGUUCCUGCUGUCCCAUGGCGCAGAGACAGGCGUGUUGGGCACAGACGGAGAGCACGUGUCUGUGGACAGCAUCAUUUCUAGUUUCCAGGCCUGCAAGAGUCUCGUGGGGAAGCCGAAACUUUUCUUCAUUCAGGCCUGCAGAGGAGGAGACAGGGACAAGGGACUGGAACAAACAGACUCGGCCACAGAUGAAGCAAGCAGCGUCUCCCAAACCGGGACAGAAGCAUCCGAUGGAGGUACUGAGGCCACUGCGUCACAGCCUCCUCCAACAGCCCCACCUCCAGCCCCUGUGGAGAGUCCUGAUGCCGGAGAGGGAACCUUACCAACAGCGAGCGACCGGCUGGUCAUGUACGCUACAGUACAUGGUCACGUGUCCUGGAGGAACUCCAAUACAGGCACGUGGUUGGUCGAGGCCCUCGCUGACGUCAUCACUGAACAUGCCGACACGGAGGAACUACAAGAUAUGCUCAGGAUGGUAAACGCCAAAGUGGCAGACUUCAAGACUGAGACCCACGAGCACGAGUACAAGCAGCAGCCAGAAAUAACGCACACCUUACGCAAGAGGCUCUACUUCUUCCCAAGUAGUUUGCCUGAAAGUUCCCAUCAACCCCAGCACUACGAUGCGCCUGAUCAAGUGACGCCAAAAGGUGGAAACAAUGAAACUGCGGGGACGCCAGCAGUUGAUUGGAAGAAAUACUUCAAGACAGUCAUCACCAACGUGCCACAUAGGUGGGAUGACUUGGCUGAAGAACUUGGGUUUAAGCGAGGCGAGAGAAAAGCAAUGAAAUCAGACAUCCAUGACUCCUGUGGCAGGUGCAAAGAAGUGCUUGAAAGGUGGAGGGCAAAAAAAGGAAAGGAAGCAACUAUACAAGUUUUGAAGCAAGCCCUCAUCGACAUCGACGAAAAGCUAACAGCAGACAGCUUAGGAGACUGUGCUGUGCAGCAUGAGAGCAACAUGUGA
Molecule: messenger RNA, 5031 nt
Organism: Branchiostoma belcheri (Belcher's lancelet)
Lineage: Eukaryota; Metazoa; Chordata; Leptocardii; Amphioxiformes; Branchiostomatidae
Product: malignant fibrous histiocytoma-amplified sequence 1 homolog
Exons: 10
Coding region: 406-5031 (1541 amino acids)
Biological process (GO): proteolysis; signal transduction
Molecular function (GO): protein binding; cysteine-type endopeptidase activity
Source: RefSeq, a predicted model, not a curated record